GAUGAGCAUAUUAAAUAUCAUAUUACUAAAAAAUAUAAUUUGCUUAAUACUAAUGAAUCUUUCAAUUUAGAGAAUGAAGAUACUUUAGAUGAAGAACUAUUAGAAGAUUUGGAGGAUGAUAUUAUGAAAACAAUUGAGAAUAUAGAUAAAUUUAAUAAUAAUGAUGAAAUGAAGCAACUAGUGAAUGUAGUACACAAUAUUCUCAAGCUACAAACUAUCA
Messenger RNA from Racocetra fulgida, 220 nucleotides. NCBI's taxonomy places the organism in Eukaryota, Fungi, Glomeromycota, Glomeromycetes, Diversisporales, Gigasporaceae. The record is from the annotation of a GenBank genome assembly.